Molecule: messenger RNA, 2745 nt
Organism: Physcomitrium patens
Lineage: Eukaryota; Viridiplantae; Streptophyta; Bryopsida; Funariales; Funariaceae
Source: RefSeq, a predicted model, not a curated record
CAAUGGUAGUUCGUAGUCUCUUCAGUAUAUAAAUUGCAGAUGGAAUUUUCCAUGUAGUGUGUUGUACAGAUUGUCUGUAAUCGUAAAGUCGGAGAAGAAACUUCUCAACUCUCCACUUCUCAGUAUUUCCAUGAAGGUUGUGAAUGCGCUGACACGAACUAUAACCCCAGAUACAAACCUCACAUGGGCGAUGCAACCUUCACUUCCUCAAGAGCUGCGUGUUUCUGAAGCAACGAGUACUCUUGAUGUGCAGUGACUAACAUUCGGCGGCUCGACUGCUCUGUCCCACUGGCUGUACCUGUUCUUGCCUUCUCUCCUUUUGAUUUUCUUUCUACGCUAAAACAUCUGAAAUUAGUUCAUAUGCUCAGGUUAUCUUCAUAUUUUGGUGUCCUUUUUUUCUAACAAAAAAAAAAAAAAAAAAAAAAUCUUUGCUGGAUCGUUCUUCUCUUGUACAAUUUUCUAUCCCAAUUUGAUGUUGCCUCCUGGAGGUUAGGUUUGUGACAAUACAAGAUUCGGAAGGGUGGUUGGUAACUUGGCCAGCCCACUGUAAUUGCUCUCCCUUGGCAAACUUAAGCUCCUUUCAAGGGCUGGACCUGCCGUGAGCAACCUCCACUGGAAACCAACAGUGUUAAUGUUUCUAGCGCAUUUUAUCGUCAGUUCGAUAGUGUAAACUAUCACUGCAAUCUCAUAAGAUGUAUAAUUCGUGAAGUUAUUACGGCGAUUGCAACCUAGAAAUUAUUGGGAAGACUACCGACAGAAGCAGGACAUAAAACCACUCUUAUAGGUCAUCUUUCAAUCAAGAAAGCUGAAAUUUAGGUUUACAGUUAACUCUCUGCAAAACCCCGUAGAACACGUAGCCAUGGUAGAACGAAAUGGGGACACAUCUCGCAAUAUGAAGAAAGUGAUGGUAUUCUGCGAUGGAACCUGGUGCGGGCAGUUGACAGGAACCAAAACAAACGUCAAGAUUCUGGCUGAUGCAAUAGCCGGCUAUGAGGUCAAAGUCGGGGAACCCCUACCCAGCACAAUAGAUUCAAACAUAACAGUAUGCUACUUCGACGGAGAAGGAGUGCAAGGAAACUUCUCAGACUACAUCUUGGAUGGAGCACUCGGCGGCAACAUCAAACACGAUUGCUUGAAAGCUUACAGAGUCAUCAUGGACGAAUUCGAGAACACGAGCGGUAACUGUGAAGCAUGGCUGAUUGGGUUGAGCCGAGGAUCCUACACAGUUCGUAGCGUCGCCGGAUUAAUCAACAACUGUGGCAUCAUCAGCCGAAGUGUUCUACAAAGUCAUUUGGCAAGAGAUGAGCCUCUCACAAAUGAAGAAAUGGAGGACUUAAUCAAUCGGGCAUACGAUUAUUACCGCGACAGGACAUUGACAUACAUGCCCGACACGGAUUACAUGAAGGAGUGGAGGAAGAAUCACAGCCGAGAAACGGAAAGACCACCGAUCAAGUUUAUGGGCCUUUUUGAGACAGUGGGAUCUUUAGGGAUACCAUCACUGAAUCCUGGCCAGGGGGUGGAAUACUACGGAACACUGAAUUUCUACGGCAAGCAGGAGGAAGGAGCUUCUGGAGUAUCGGGAGAGGUGGAAAGGGUGUACCAGGCGCUCGCAGUUCACGAUAGAAUGACGGCAUUCAGUCCCUGCCAUGUGAAGAGGGAUAAGCCAAACGACCAAUUCUACUACAACGAGAUAAAAAAACUCGGCAUCAAAUACGAGACGGAGGAGCGCUGGUUUCCCGGAGCCCACUACGACCUCGGAAGGCAGAAAUUCAUGUUCUUCAAAUCACCCAGUCUUUGCGCGCCUGAACUUAAGGAGCUAUCGUUCCGUAAAUGGGUAAUGGAGAUCGCUACAAGAGCCGUUCAGAAGAGCAUCAGCUUCUGGCUCACUCGCCUACUGCGAAUCCCUGACAUUCACCCAGAAACCACCUACUCCGAGACCGUGCUGCUAUGGAUGAUGGAGAAGAUGAUCGACACGGAUUCAGACAUCUUCGGGUAUUUGCGCACGACUGUGCGUAGCGAAGAGGUGGAAACGGUACCGUGGAGCUUGAAGCUCUACGACUGGUUGACACUGAAACCAGCCCCAUUAUACAACGACGCUUACGACCAGCUCGUGGAAAAGAGGUAUCUCUCGGUGUUUCUAUUCCCGCUUGCGCAUCAGUUCCUUGUGACCAUAUUCACCAGGUAUCUGCUCAAGGACCGAACAAUCCUGGAUCCUCCUCUUCCUUCUGCGCCUUCAUCGACACCUCCUGCACCCCCUGUUCAGUUCGAAAAAUCCCAUGGGUUCGACGCCGACCUCAGAGCCUCCGCUCGUUACAGGUCCAGAAGCUACGACGCCUACCUGCUUGAGCAGAACAUACGAUGACAACAGAUGCAAAGAUCGGAUUGCACACCGAUCGGCCUCCAAAAUCGACAGAGCUCCCGGUGCAUGAAUCCCUCUAAACCAGGCGUGUCGAUUCACGUCGGCAUGCCAUUUCUCUUUCAGUGAACUCGCGGAGAAUUUGCAACUUGUAUGUGAGAACAUGCGUCCAUUAUUGAGGCUACAAUAUCAUCAUAAGCCUUUCUUUGUUGAAGAUUCAAUUGUGGAACUUACUGCUCCAAAUUUGUUAAAUGUUCUGCGCUCUUUCUUCAACUAUCAAUCGAUUUCCAUUAACUGUUGCAUUUCAAUUGUUUCUUGGUGAUGGCAUUGGAAGAAACUGUGCAAGCAUGCAAAAAUCUUAUUUAGUAAUAAAAAUCCAAAAUCCUUAA